Messenger RNA from Cylicostephanus goldi, 537 nucleotides. The record is from the annotation of a GenBank genome assembly. Lineage: Eukaryota; Metazoa; Nematoda; Chromadorea; Rhabditida; Strongylidae.
CAGGUAACCGGAGUUGCUAACCCUGGGCAAGCUUGCUCCAUUUUACUCCGUGGUUCUAACAAACUUGUCUUGGAAGAAGCCGAACGUUCCUUGCAUGAUGCGCUGUGUGUAAUUCGAUGCCUUGUCAAAAGAAAGGCGCUUCUUCCUGGUGGAGGAGCACCUGAAAUGGAGGUUGCGGUGCAGUUACGUCAGCUUGCACAGAAGCAAAUUGGUGCCAAACAGUACUGCUUCCGUGCGUUCGCUGAUGCUCUUGAAUUGGUCCCUUACACUCUUGCCGAAAAUGCUGGGCUUUCACCGAUCCAUACUGUGACUGAACUGCGUGCUCAACAUGCUAAUGGUAACACUGAUUAUGGAGUCAAUGUUAGAAAGGGGUACGUUACUGAUAUCCGUGAAGAGAAUGUAGUCCAGCCUUUGUUGGUCACCCUGUCUGCCAUCAAACAAGCUUCAGAGUGUGUCAGAUCCAUUCUGAAGAUCGACGAUAUCGUGAGUUUUUCAUCUUCAUUUUUUCUAUAUAGUCCUGUUUUCAAAUGUGUAUAA